Messenger RNA from Oppia nitens, 1436 nucleotides. Its product is annotated as lysosomal protective protein-like. NCBI's taxonomy places the organism in Eukaryota, Metazoa, Arthropoda, Arachnida, Sarcoptiformes, Oppiidae. Gene Ontology annotation, molecular function: serine-type carboxypeptidase activity. The coding region runs from base 18 to 1436 and encodes 472 amino acids. Gene Ontology annotation, biological process: proteolysis. The transcript is spliced from 4 exons. The record is from RefSeq and is a predicted model, not a curated record.
UGAUUUAUUAACUAAUAAUGCUGGCACUAAAUAUAAUUUAUAAUUUAUUUGUAUUAGUUAAUUGUGUUACAUAUUUAACAGCCAUUGAUGACAAUAAUGUAGAUGAGAUAACAGCCCUUCCGGGACUUAAAGACAAAAUUUAUUACAAACAAUACGCGGGAUAUUUGAAUAUAACUGAUGGCAAACACUUGUUUUACUGGUUUGUCGAGUGCGAGACCAAUCCAACGGAUGCACCGGUAGUCCUAUGGCUACAGGGAGGACCGGGUGCUAGUUCACUGUUUGCACUAUUUGCCGAAAACGGACCAUUUCGUGUCGAUGCCACGGGAAAGACACUUAAACUUAACCCUAACAGUUGGAAUCGUGUGGUCAAUAUGCUGUACAUUGAGGCACCAGUAGGUACUGGUUUUAGUUAUAAAGAUGACAAACACUAUCACAACACCGACACUACAAGUGCUGCCGACAAUAGACUGGCUUUAGUUGAGUUUUUCAAAAAAUAUCCAAAUUUCAAGAAAACCCAGUUUUAUAUAAUGGGUGAAAGUUAUGCCGGUAUUUAUAUACCGAUGUUGGCCCAGGAGAUACUUAGCACUGGAACUGAUAUUAAUUUAAAAGGCAUUGGUAUUGGUAAUGGCGCUCUGUCUGGUGUCGAUGCUGUCGGUCAAUCGGUUUUUGAUCUAUUGUUAGGACACGGUUUGGUGACUAUCGAGUCGUACGAACGCAAGAUAGAGGCCUGUUGUCAGUGCGCUGCUGACGGCCAUACCGUACGCGAGUGUGACUUCUCUAAACCAGUAAAUGUCACUAAAUGCAAUGAAGUACGGUUAGACCAAACCGACCCAAUAAACGUCUAUAAUAUAUACGAUGAUUGCAGUGGACCAAAUGAUGCCUACCUGACCGCUACGUAUGAACAGUACCAUCGUUCCCGUUUCGAGGCACUGGGCAUUCAGACACUACAACAACGGCAUUCAUCGGCUAACACCAAACUUAUCUGUCCACCUCAAAAUGGUUACACCGAUUAUCUGAAUACACCGGCCGUACAGCUGGCCAUACAUGCGCACAGACCCGACAAAAAUCAAUGGUUUGUUUGUUGCGGUCCGUAUGACUUUCUAUAUGCAUACACACCUCAAUACGAUAACGUACGCCAGUUGAUCAACAAGUAUGGCCUACAGCGGGUGACAGUAUAUAACGGCGAUUUUGAUAUGGUCUGCGAUUUUAUUGAUGACCAGCGAUUUGUUGACAAACUGGGGUUUCAACGUAAUGGCCACUAUAAAGAGUGGACAGUUGACGGUAAAUCGGACGGUAUUAUUGGCGGUUAUGUGGAACGGUAUGAAAAGGGUUUGCAGUUUGUUUUGGUCAGAGGUGCCGGACAUAUGGUUCCCAAAGAUAAACCCGAAGCUGCACUACAAGUGCUCAAAGAUUUAAUAGGAGUCGUAAAAUUGUAA